Soboliphyme baturini is the source of this 636-nucleotide messenger RNA. NCBI's taxonomy places the organism in Eukaryota, Metazoa, Nematoda, Enoplea, Dioctophymatida, Soboliphymatidae. The record is from the annotation of a GenBank genome assembly.
AUGUUGCACGAACCGGAAGACUCGUUCGACUACCUAUUUAAAAUCGUGCUCAUCGGGGACAUGAACGUCGGCAAGACCUGUGUCGUUCAGCGCUUCAAGAACGGCACCUUUCUUGAGCGGCAAGGCAACACGAUCGGUGUGGAUUUCACUAUGAAGACGUUGAUCAUUGAUAGCAAGCGAGUUAAGCUGCAGAUCUGGGACACCGGUGGCCAAGAGCGGUUCCGAACCAUUACACAAAGCUACUACCGCAGCGCUAACGGUAUCAUCGUCUGCUACGACAUCACCUGCAGGGAUUCGUUCAUCAACGUUCGUCGGUGGUUGGAUGACGUGGCUAAAUUUGCGGCCCCCAACGUUGUCAAGUUGCUUGUUGCCACCAAGACGGACCUCGAAGCUGAGCGAGUUGUUUCGGCCGCGGAGGGCGAAGAGUUGGCCAAGAGUGAACAGAUGGGCUUCUACGAAACGUCUGCCAAAGAGAACCUCAACGUGGACGUGGCGUUCAGCAACCUGGCCACCGAACUGAAGAGCCGCUACUCGGCCGGUGCCACGCUCUACGAACUGCCGGAUGCGAACAGAGUACAGCUUGGAGCUCGGUCGACUCCGGUUCGAAGCCGGUUCUUCGAUUGCUGUAAAUUUUAG